AUGGACCAAAAAUCAAUGUAUCACAGAAAUAGAGUUGCCGAAGAGGCUCAUCUCUUGAGUGAAGAAAAAUGGAUAUUAGAAGCUUUGGAUAAAAUAAAAAAACAGCGUAACUGUUUGCAGAUUGAAAGACUUCAAUUGGAGAGCAUGAAAAAUCAGUUAAAGAAUUCUUCUAAUAAAAUAGUUGACAACGACGUUAUGAUACAGUCAAAUUUGGAAAAAACCCCAGUAACAUUUACUAUGGAUAUGAUGCAGAAAGCGUCUGGUCUUGAACCACAAGAUAUUAAAGCCAAAGAACAUUUGUUAGUAGCUGAAAGUGUGUGCAAUAAAGAAGAGUUGAAUCUAAAUGUCACUAACUCAAGUUUCAGUCAGAUACCUGCCAUAGAAGUUGAUGCGGAGGAGUACGAAGAUGAAUAUGAUGAAGAGGAUGGUGAAGAUUUGCUUAUUGAUAUGAAUAUGUUUAUGCAUGGAACCCAAAUUACUAGUAAUAAUAAUAAAUAG
Diatraea saccharalis (sugarcane borer) is the source of this 498-nucleotide messenger RNA. The record is from the annotation of a GenBank genome assembly. Lineage: Eukaryota; Metazoa; Arthropoda; Insecta; Lepidoptera; Crambidae.